GGACCCGUCUGACCCUCCGCGUCGUCGGCCUAGGCGGCCGCGCCGGCCGCGACACGUUGUACUGCCGCCGUCAGCGGACUGCCCUUCCUCAGUCCGUUGAGGAAGCCCGACGCGAAGGGGUCGGAGGCGCAGGGAGACUCGAGAAAGCACAGAAUGUCGGCACACCAGCAGCAACCAGGCGCGCAGGCCGAGGAGGUGGACAAGAUGGCCGCCAGGGACAGCAGCUGGCCCAGCGUGCUCUUCCACAUCCACAUCCACCUCGCGGCCCUCUAUGGCGUCUUCCUCAUCAUAACCGAGGCCUACUACACCACCACCCUCUUCGCCUUCCUGGUCAUAUACACCUCGGCGUUCGGCAUCACGGCCGGCGUGCACCGGCUGUGGUCGCACCGGGCGUACAAGGCUUCCUGGCAGCUCCGGCUCAUCCUCAUGCUGCUCUUCACCGUCACCGGCCAGCGGCACAUUUGGGCGUGGGUGCUGGACCACCGUGUGCACCACCGCUACUCCGAGACGGACGCGGACCCGCACGACGCCCGCCGCGGCUUCUUCUUCGCGCACGUCGGCUGGCUCGUGGUCACCCCGCACCCCGCCGUGGAGCGGGCUCGCAAGGAGGUGGACAUGAGCGACCUCCAGAAGGAUGGCAUCGUCAUGUGGCAGAAAAAGUGGUACGAGCCGCUCUUCGCCGUCUUCACCAUCGCCCUCCCCGUCCUGAUCCCUGUCUACUUCUGGGAGGAGUCGCUGUGGGCCUCGUUCUGGGUCAACUUCAACGCGCGCUUCUCCGCCACCCUCAACAUCGCCUUCCUCAUCAACAGCCUCGCCCACACCCACGGCUACCGGCCGUACGACAAGGACAUCAGCCCGGUCGAGUCGCCCAUCCUGGGCCUGCUGGCGAUCGGCGAGGGCUGGCACAACUACCACCACGUGUUCCCCUGGGACUACCGCACCGGCGAGCUGGGCAACGGGCGCAUCAACCUGUCCACGCAGUUCAUCGACGCGUUCGCGGCCCUGGGCUGGGCCUGGGACCGGCGCUCUGCCGACGACCGGGUGGUGCGGCGACGCGUCGAGCGCUGCGGCGACGGCACGGGCGCGGGCAUGUUCGGCGCGGCCCUGCACCCGGACACGCGGCCCGCCGAGGAGGCGGCGCCUGCCACCAAGGCCUCGUAGGCCGAGGGCGACCUUUGCCCUGCGCCUGCGCGCCCGCGUAGCUCCGCGUAGCUUCGCGUAGCUUCGCGUAGCUUCGCGUAGCUAAGUUGAGCUCGACGUUGACGUGGUUUUCAGUGCAAGUUCACGGACAAUAUGCCACAUCACGGGGGCGCGGGUUGGGGCGCGGGCGGCCUGCGUGUGACGCGGCCCUAGCCGCACCGGGCCGAUGUGACUGACCGCCCCCGGGGUCCCCCUGGGCACCGCCCGGGGUCACGAUGCCGCUGAUCCGCGUCAUUGUUGUAUGUAUCCAAAGCUACACUUACCUCCAAUGUUUUUGUGAUGUAUGGGUGAAUGUGGGUAUGAGGAGCCUCAGAAGUGGUUUGCGGUCCCCCUCAAGCUUUAAGAAAAAUUGAAUUACGAUCACAAGAAAUCUAUGUGAAUACAAUGUGCGUAGAACCUGUUGUUGAGCACCCUCAUUUUUAAUUUGUUGAUUUCAUCUAUUUCAUAAUUUAUAGAGUAGUUUGUUAAUUAAGAUUAAACUCCUGAAGCGCGUCCAUUGUUAUUUUGAGUAAAACUAGUCUAGAUUAAAGUGUGCGGAAUGCCUCAUUCAGAAGGUCCUUACACAUAAAGUCUGCUCUGCUCAGUAUCAAAUACCAUAACUUAAUUGUGAAUGUGAAGUGUUAUUUUGGGCACUCACAUUUCUUAUUGUAUGUACUCCAUGUUCAUAUGACAACAUUGUUACAAAUACCACAUGUGCUGUGAGAAAUACGUGCGAUCUCUCUCACCAACCAUAAGUACCAUUUCCUAAUGUAACUGUAAAUCAGCUCUCCAUUUUGUAGUUGCAAAAGGCGAACCUAGUUUGAUAUGUGUUUAUAUGAUAGAAACAUUUCAAUUUCUAAAGGUUGUAUGUACUAACAGAUAAUGCUGAUGCUAUUUUGCAAUGCUGAAUAUCAUAAGUAGGAGAAAGCAUAAAUCUAUAAUAAAUCACAUUUAUUAUUUUUGUUCCUCUCUUCGUUUUUUUAAAAAUCAAUGUCUUAUUUUUUGUCACUACUUCUUCCUUUUUCCUGUUUGUUAAGCAUAUACAUGCAAAUUGCCAUUUGUCGGUGGACAGGGACACCUUCCCCACUUUCCGACCACUUUCCAUCGUAGGUGGUGCGUAGGAGACUGCAGCAUGGCAGGACACAUUUUGUUUUUUCACCGUCAAAAUAUUUGUCAUACUUUGAGAAUACCUGAAAAAUAAAUAAAAAUAAAAGUA
Molecule: messenger RNA, 2395 nt
Organism: Frankliniella occidentalis (western flower thrips)
Lineage: Eukaryota; Metazoa; Arthropoda; Insecta; Thysanoptera; Thripidae
Product: acyl-CoA Delta-9 desaturase
Exons: 6
Coding region: 154-1161 (335 amino acids)
Biological process (GO): unsaturated fatty acid biosynthetic process
Cellular component (GO): endoplasmic reticulum membrane
Molecular function (GO): stearoyl-CoA 9-desaturase activity; iron ion binding
Source: RefSeq, a predicted model, not a curated record